Molecule: messenger RNA, 1242 nt
Organism: Puccinia triticina
Lineage: Eukaryota; Fungi; Basidiomycota; Pucciniomycetes; Pucciniales; Pucciniaceae
Exons: 6
Coding region: 1-1242 (413 amino acids)
Biological process (GO): lipid metabolic process
Source: RefSeq, a predicted model, not a curated record
AUGAAGGGUGACCUGUGGGAUGAGAGGAUCGGUGUCGUAUUCCUCCAGUUGGUCGUCAAUUAUAUCACCGUCCCUGUGCUCUUGAUCCAGGGAGCUCUCCUACAUCCGUAUUACGAACCUGACCCACAAGCCCGCAAGAUAAGAGCGUGGCUGGCGCCUGUAACUAUCUUCCUCGCCAUCUAUAGUCAGAAAACAAGGCUCUUCCAUCCCCUAGAAGACUAUCUGCAUAUCAACUAUUGCGUUGCGGCCAUCCCGACGUUCCACAUCAUCUGUGUCGCGCUGCAAUAUGCCAGCCAUAGGGGUCCCGCCAGACAGAUCGAUGUGGCCAAGCACAAGAAAGACGACGACGAGCCGGCCUCCUCCUCAGACACUGACUCGGAUAAUUCGUCGAGUAUCACCAAUUCGGACUCUCAAGUCACGCCUACCAUAGUGGUCCAAGCCAGGAGGGUUUCUAAGACGGCCCCGAAGAAGAGUAAAACAAUAGUUCCCACAAAGUCAAAAGAAUCCCCUCCUAGUAUCGGUGAACUAGCACGCUUUUCGAUAUGGAUGACAAGCAGCCCCAGAUCUUUAGGCUAUGUUUGGGGACCACCUGCAUCCGUGCUCUCGCCGGCACCGAAGAGACCAAUGGGCAAGUUCUUGUUGAGGUUAUUCGGCCGGCUGGUAGUCAACCAGUUAGCUUUGAUCGCCUUUUGUUCGAUCGCUUUGCCGACCGCAGCCCACCCGGAAAAAAUAUACGGCUGGCUCAACCAAUACGUAGAUCUUCCGGACACCUGGCUGGUCCGCUUUUUCUGUGAAAAGGCGUUCAUGCUACCCUGGGGAAGCGUGGGCCUACAUUCCUUCGAUCUCGUUGGAUGUCUCCUGAUCAUCUGGGAGCUGGUCUGGAUCACCGGGGCCCGCUUGGUCCUCCCAAGUACAUCGAAAUGGAGGCCGGAGCCAUUUGACACGACCCAGUAUCCCGACCUCUUUUCAAAACCGGUGUUCAGGACCAGUUUGACUGAAUUCUGGUCGAAAGGUUGGCAGUCUACCUUUAGAAGAGACUUCAUUUUUUGCGGCGCGGAGCCAUUCGCGAAACUCUUUGCCCCGUAUGGAGUAACGGCCUCCAGACUAGCUGGACUUAUGGGCGCUAUGUUCAUGAGUGGCCUUUUGGCUGGCUUUGGCUGUGGGGGUGGUUUGCUUUUUGGUGCCAAAUGUUUAUGGAUGCCUGGUGGGUGCUGCUUCUUGUUCCCUAAGCACACUCUAUGA